AUGGUUUAUUUUUUUUUUAAACAAAUUAAAAUGUCGGAAUUAGUUUGGGGUAUAAAAAAUGGCGAUUUGGAUCAAGUAAAAGAUAUUGUUGAAAAAUCUGCAGUUGAUGUGAAUAAAGAAAUUGAUGGUAGAAAUCCAAUACAUUAUGCAGCUGAUUAUGGUCAAUAUGACGUUAUUAAUUAUUUAAUAUCGAAAGGAGCCGAUGUUAAUGCUAAAGACAAACAUGGUAUAACAGUUUUAUUAGCUGCCAUUUGGGAAGGUCAUACAAAUUGUGUUAAAUUAUUAAUUGAAAAAGGAGCCGAAAAAUGUGGGAAAUCGCCAUAUGGUGUCACUUACAUAGAAGCAGCAGAUAAAGAAGAAAUAAAACAAUUAUUACAAGAUUAG
Pediculus humanus corporis (human body louse) is the source of this 384-nucleotide messenger RNA. RefSeq names its product myotrophin, putative. The coding region runs from base 1 to 384 and encodes 127 amino acids. Gene Ontology annotation, cellular component: cytoplasm; nucleus. Gene Ontology annotation, molecular function: protein binding. The transcript is spliced from 3 exons. The record is from RefSeq and is a predicted model, not a curated record. Gene Ontology annotation, biological process: regulation of barbed-end actin filament capping. Lineage: Eukaryota; Metazoa; Arthropoda; Insecta; Psocodea; Pediculidae.